This is a messenger RNA of Racocetra fulgida, 449 nucleotides long. Lineage: Eukaryota; Fungi; Glomeromycota; Glomeromycetes; Diversisporales; Gigasporaceae. The record is from the annotation of a GenBank genome assembly.
GUCUUUUUUGUCGCCACUUUGCAAAAGUUAUGAUGAUGUCUCAAAUUGCGGCUUUUCAUAUUCUUAUGAUUUCACAAUAUUGGUAUUCUGAUGAAUAUUAUUUAAAAGUGGAUGAAUCGUUAAGAUCUCAACCAGCAAUUACUUACAAAAAUGAAAGUGCUAUUUUAACAUCCAAUUUUAUAUUUAAUUUGGAUCCUAUAGAUUCAAAUUCUAAUGUCUCAUUUAGUGUAUCAAAGACACUUAAUACUUAUCGUGCCUAUGGAAUUACAAAUAGCCUUUGUAAAAAGGCCAUAAACGUUAGAUUAGAUGCUAGACCUCUUGCUAUAGAGACACUUAAUGAGUUUUUAAAAAAUUUUAUUCGACAAUAUUUCAUGGAUUCUAAUCAGCAAUCAUUUAUCAACACUGUUUCAAAUAUUGUUUCAAAAAAAAUAAUGAAUCAAGCGAUCUGA